GGGGAGCCGAUCGCCGGGUGCGGGCGGCCGGCGCGGCGGGGCCCGGCGCGGGAAGAUGCUGCAGUCCCUGGCGGGCAGCUCGUGCGGGCGCCUGGUGGAGCGGCACCGCUCGGCCUGGUGCUUCGGCCUCCUGGUGCUCGGCUACCUGCUCUACCUGGUGUUCGGCGCCGUGGUCUUCUCGUCCGUGGAGCUGCCGUACGAGGACCUGCUGCGCCAGGAGCUGCGCAAGCUGAAGCGGCGCUUCCUGGAGCAGCACGAGUGCCUGUCGGAGGCGCAGCUCGAGCGCUUCCUGGGCCGCGUGCUGGAGGCCAGCAACUACGGCGUGUCGGCGCUGGGCAACGCCUCGGGCAGCUGGAACUGGGACUUCACCUCGGCGCUCUUCUUCGCCAGCACCGUGCUCUCCACCACCGGCUAUGGCCACACGGUGCCCUUGUCGGACGGGGGCAAGGCCUUCUGCAUCGUCUACUCCAUCAUCGGCAUCCCCUUCACCCUGCUCUUCCUGACCGCCGUGGUCCAGCGCGUCACCAUCCACGUGACGCGCCGGCCCGUGCUCUACGUGCACCUGCGCUGGGGCUUCUCCAAGCAGCUGGUGGCCCUGGCGCACGCCGUGCUGCUGGGCGUGGCCACCGUGUCCUGCUUCUUCUUCAUCCCCGCCGCCGUGUUCUCCGUGCUGGAGGACGACUGGAACUUCCUGGAGUCCUUCUACUUCUGCUUCAUCUCCCUGAGCACCAUCGGCCUGGGCGACUAUGUGCCGGGGGAGGGCUACAACCAGAAGUUCCGGGAGCUCUACAAGCUGGGCAUCACCUGUUACCUGCUGCUCGGCCUCGUGGCCAUGCUGGUGGUGCUGGAAACCUUCUGCGAGCUGCACGAGCUGAAGAAGUUCCGGAAGAUGUUCUACGUGAAGAAGGACAAGGACGAGGACCAGGUGCACAUCAUGGAGCACGACCAGCUGUCCUUCUCCUCCAUCACGGACCAGGCGGCCGGCGGGAAGGAGGACCAGAAGCCGGACGAGCCCUUCGUGGGCCCGGAGCCGCCCGCCCUUGCCGACGGCCCCCCACAGCGCUGAGCGAGCGCGGGCCUGGUCCUCCCGCACCGGGCGGGGCGGGGCAGGGAGAGGCUUCGCUUUGUGCGUCUUUAGGAGAAUGUAAAAGCCAAAACGAUAUUUUAACAAACGCCCGCUAUUUGGAGACAUUCGGUAACAUUCGAAACCAAAGCAGAAAUUGGAGCAAAGAAAGCUUUGGCUCCGGAGGGCUGUCUGGUAUCUGAGGACGCGGGGUAGGUACCUGUCAUUCAUCCGAAACACAAUGAUCUGGACUGUCUAGUGGGGUGAGGACCCCUGUGGGUAGAAGCAGGUUUUCUACUUUUAAUUGGGGGAGGCUACACUAAUAAAAGAGUAAGAUGCAAAUUGACCGUACCUUCACGACGCCCACCAGCCAAUCAGGAGUGAGUAUGCAAAUCAAUCCAGCAAAGAUGGCAGGUUAAUUCGAAAUCACUUAGCGGACGGCUCAAUAGCAACCUUUAUAUAUGGAAACGCAGACGAGAAGCCUAGAGAUUUUGUUUUAUAAAUUUAUGUGUAUGGGUUUGCAUGCGCCCGCCCGAAAUGAUUAUUUUUGUAGAACCUAAGAUGACCCUGUUAUUUAUAACGAAUAGGUGCCCGUGAACUGUGUACAUACCGGGUAUCCAUAUGUUCCUACCCUGUACAGGGGGGUCCCGGUCGGCGGGUCUCAGCAAACCUCUUCCCCCGAGACUGUAGAUACUGUUUCUUUGGAUUUCUCUUUGUACGGAGGACUCGAGCGCGGCCGCAGUACGAUAAGGGGGAGGACGCACAGGAGAGCGAAGGCCUGCGUCUUCCCCUGCAAUAAAGGUGUCUGUCCUCUUGCAAUAACUCGUGUGCUCUCAGGUG
This is a messenger RNA of Eptesicus fuscus (big brown bat), 1903 nucleotides long. It is a transcript of the gene KCNK1, whose product is annotated as potassium two pore domain channel subfamily K member 1. Gene Ontology annotation, molecular function: potassium ion leak channel activity. The transcript is spliced from 3 exons. The record is from RefSeq and is a predicted model, not a curated record. Lineage: Eukaryota; Metazoa; Chordata; Mammalia; Chiroptera; Vespertilionidae. Gene Ontology annotation, biological process: potassium ion transmembrane transport; stabilization of membrane potential. The coding region runs from base 56 to 1066 and encodes 336 amino acids. Gene Ontology annotation, cellular component: membrane.